UUGAGUUACAAAUUGAAAUUUUAUAGUUGCAACAGUAACAGUCGCAACGACAUCAGUCUUACAGCAUUAGUUGCAGCAGACGGUUUCGCGUCGGCCGAUAAGAUUACAUACACAAAAAAAAAAAAUUGCGAUCGCGAAGGGUGAUAAACAAAGCCGCACCAGCACUUGAACUUUACAAUCUACAAAUACGGUUAUGUACAUGUUUAAGUGCAUAAGUAAAGCAAAUGUUUAAAUUUCGCAUUAAGCAGCUAAAAUGAGAGCUGUCGCAGUCUACAGUUGCUUUUUAGCUUCAAGCCGGUAAAGUUCUCAUCCAGAGGCCAGUGCGAUAUGCAGUUCUAGCGCUAAUCUGCUUCGCGACGAGCAAACGUAUAAACAAACGUUUUAGCAUAAACAGAAAACAUGACUGAUAGCGCUGGACAAAGGCAGACAAGCAAUGGCCUUGCCAUUGUCCAAAUACCAGUUGUAAGGCUGACGCCACCAAGACAAGAACUGGAACUGCACUUCAGUCAAGUCAGCUACAGCGUCAAAUCGGCUACCAAAGGCACAAAACAAUUGCUGCACGAAGUAUGUGGACAGCUGAGGUCGGGCCGUUUGACGGGAGUUCUGGGACCCUCGGGAGCGGGAAAGACCACGCUGCUCAAUGUACUGGCGGGUUUCAAAGUCAACGGUGUAAGCGGACAGUUCGACUUGAAUGGACAACCGCGAGACCUUCUCAGUUUUCGCAAUAUGUCCUCCUACAUUCCACAGGAUUUUGAAAUGUUAUCGCUGCUCACAGUUGAGGAGACGCUACGAGUAUCCGCUGAUCUGAAGUUGCCAACAAGCACGCCCUUGGAGCAGAAGCAAAAGAUUAUUGACGAUAUUGUAGAUAUUCUGAAUCUACAGUCGUGUCGACGGACGCUGGUUCGCAGCACUUCCGGUGGCGAACGGAAGCGACUCUCUAUGGGGAUCGAGCUGAUAACGAACCCGCCAGUCAUGUUCUUCGACGAGCCCACCAGUGGAUUGGAUAGUGUGACCAGCCUGCAGGUUAUGGGCUAUCUGCAGCGUUUGGCCCACGACGGACGAAUCGUGGUGUGUGUGGUCCAUCAGCCCAGUUCAAACCUAAUGCGUUUAUUCGACGAUGUGCUGGUAUUGGCGCAUGGAGAGCUGCUCUAUGCGGGACCGCAGGCUGAAAUGUUGGGCUGCUUUCAACAGGCGGGCUACUGUUGUCCAAACUAUUAUAAUCCCGCGGAUUUUGUUCUGGAGGUGGGCAGCGAAUCAUCCAACCAACGUUGUGACGCACUAAUCGAACAGAAUAAGGACAGACAUAGCAGUAUUAAACGGCUGCAUAAACUGAUACCCGAUGAGCAGACAGCGCUUAUGGACUCCGCAAUCGACCUCAGGCCCGACUCUGUCGUACGACCCAAGGAGCAAGUGAGUUUCAGCUACCAGCUGUGCGUCCUCAUGAAACGCCAUUUACGCGUCAUGUCGAGGAAUCUUAUUGCCGUUCAGAUGCGAAUCAUAAUGCAUGUGGUGGUCGCUCUACUUCUGGGCGUCGUCUACUGGCAGAUUGGGGACGACGCAGCCAAACUCCCCAGCAAUGUUGCCUGCUUGUUCUUUGUGAUGCUGUUUGCAUUCAGCGGCAAUGCGAUGCCAUCGAUACUGCUCUGUCUGCAGGAAUCGGCUAUUUUCAUACGAGAGUAUUACAAUGGCUGGUAUUCGCUGAAUGCGUACUAUAUAUCCAAGGUCCUGGCAGAUUUGCCGCUUCAGUUUACAUGUCCCACCCUGUUUAUAGGGAUUAGUUACUUUAUGACUGGACAACCACCGGAAUUGUCGCGUUUCCUGAUGUGUUGGGCUGUAUGUAUCAUAACAACGUUUAUUGGACAUUUUAUUGGCGUUAUUGCCGGCAGCCUACUGGACAUGCAAAUGUCCAUCUUCAUUGUGCCAGCAUCAACCAUACCGCUCAUGCUGUUCUCCGGCUUCUUCAUACGCAUGCGCGAACUGUCUUGGUUCCUGCGACCGAUCUGUGAUAUCUCCUUCUUUCGUUAUAUUUUCGAGGGUCUAAUGCGUGCCAUUUAUGGCUAUGAUCGCGGCCAUUUGUCAUGCCAGUCAGAAUAUUGUCACUUCAAAUCGGGAAAGCAAUUCCUUAAGGACAUUGACAUGCAAGGCGAUGAAUUUGGCUGGGACAUGAUGGUAUUAUCUCUGGUGACAUUAUUGUUGCUAAUAGCGUUCUAUGCGACCCUACAUGUGAGCAUAAGGCGCGCCUUGUGAGAAAAAAAAUUAAAAUUCAAUUGAUGUUUGUUUUGGAUGAAUGUCCUAAUGAAGCAGGAAUUAGUAAAUGUACCUCAUAUUUGUGAAUUUAUUUACAUAAUUGUUAACUGUAACUAAUACUGUAUUGAUAAUAAUUGUUUAAAAGAGUAAAGUGCUCUUAAAUCCUCGUGAAUGAA
Scaptodrosophila lebanonensis is the source of this 2423-nucleotide messenger RNA. RefSeq names its product ATP-binding cassette sub-family G member 4. The coding region runs from base 400 to 2247 and encodes 615 amino acids. The transcript has 7 exons. Gene Ontology annotation, cellular component: plasma membrane. The record is from RefSeq and is a predicted model, not a curated record. NCBI's taxonomy places the organism in Eukaryota, Metazoa, Arthropoda, Insecta, Diptera, Drosophilidae. Gene Ontology annotation, molecular function: ATP binding; ATP hydrolysis activity; ABC-type transporter activity.